Porites evermanni is the source of this 1217-nucleotide messenger RNA. The record is from the annotation of a GenBank genome assembly. NCBI's taxonomy places the organism in Eukaryota, Metazoa, Cnidaria, Anthozoa, Scleractinia, Poritidae.
AUGGCCAAAAUCGUUGUGAUCACACCUGUAAAAGAGCCUACGGAAUGGCUCUUACAAAUGGUCGCUGCAAAAAAGGAUGGAUUCAUUCACAUCUGCGUUGAUCCAAAAGACCUCAACAAGGCGCUCAAAGGACUCCACCAUCCGAUGACGACAGUUGAAGAUGACGCCUCACGUAUUACCAGUGCCACAGUGUUCUCUACGCUUCAUUCAAUAAAUCAAAUUAGACUAUGAGUGCCCACUACUCACAACUUUCAGCUCCCUGUUUGAAUGGUACAGUUUUCUCCGAACCCUUUUGGAAUGACCUUCGCUUUUGAGGUCUUUCAUUGUGCAAUGAGAGAGCUGUUUGCUGGGUAGCCCUGUGCUUUCAUCGUGGAUGACCUGUUGGUAUAGGGUGAAGGAACACCAGGGCACGAUGCAAAUUAAAAAAUAAUCCCGAAGGGAGCACGAGAGAUUGGCUUCAAAUUGUCUACAAAGAAAUGUAGAUUCCCUUGUGAUCAUGUCUGCUAUGUUGGUCAUUCGUUCAUAAAGACAGACCUCAUGUGUUCUGAUGAAUCCAAAGUUACUGCAAUUAAUCAUAUGCCUGCCCCUCAGAGCCCUGCAGCACGUCAUCGAUUCCUUGAUAUGAUCAAGUACCUAAGUUCAUGAGCAAUCUAAGCUAGAAGACUGCUCUCCUGCGCCAACUGCUAAAGGGAGACAUACACUGGAGCUGGAAAACACCUCGUCCAAAAGCGUUUGAGCUCCAGAAGAUGGACACGUCAACGCCCUAGUCUUUAAGCUCUGUUUUCCUGCGAAGCAUGCCGCACUGGCAGUGGACGCCUCAAAGAGUGGUCUUGGUGCCGCAUGCCUGCAGGAUAGUUGCCUUGUGGCAUAUACCUAAAGAGCCCUAGCUGAAGCUAAAAAUCAAUAUGCACAGAUCAAGAAAGAACUGCCUGCAGCAGCAUUUCAUGAUUUCAUCUGUGGUAGGGAAGUCCAUAGUGAAACUGAUUACAAACCUCUCACAGCAAUCGUAAACAAGCCUCUUCAAACAGCCCCUGGCCAUCUUCAACGAAUGCUGUUGCAGCUGCAAAGUUACAAUUUGAAGUUUACCUACAGAAAAAGAACCGAACUGCGUAUGGCAGAUAUUGUCACGUGCCUACACAAAUCAGAAACAUGGUAAUGAGGAUGAAUAUCAGUUUGACAUAUUGUUCAGCGCAAUCUCACCCAACACGUAUGGCUGA